UCAAAAUCACACUUCUCGGCUUUCAACUUUCACACCACACUAUAAAAACUCUUCUCAAUCCUCCCAACACUACCCCCUUCGAAUCCCUCCUCAAUUUUUCAGACCCCAACAGUCUCUCUCCUAUGGCGAGCAUCGAUCCCGAGCACAGAGAAGAGGAAGAAACCACCGCCGCUGACGAUGAAGACACAGGAGCACAGGUCGCCCCAAUCGUCAAGCUCGAAGAGGUAGCCGUCACCACCGGCGAAGAAGACGAAGAAGCUAUACUCGAUCUGAAAUCCAAGCUUUAUCGAUUCGACAAGGAAGGAAAUCAGUGGAAGGAGAGAGGUGCUGGUACAGUGAAACUUUUGAAGCACAAGGGAACUGGAAAAGUUCGGCUCGUUAUGCGACAAUCCAAAACCCUCAAGAUCUGCGCCAACCAUCUCGUUCUUCCGACGAUGUCGGUCCAGGAACACACCGGGAACGAAAAGUCAUGCGUUUGGCAUGCGGCUGAUUUCGCUGAUGGCGAAUUGAAAGAUGAACUCUUUGCCAUUAGGUUUGGGUCUGUUGAGAAUUGCAAAACAUUCAUGGAAAUGUUUCAAGAGGUAGCUGAAUCUCAACAAAAGAAAGAGGAAAACAAAGAUGCAUCUGCUGCUGCUGCCAGGCUACUUGAGAAACUAAGUGUUGAAGAUGAGAGAGGAGCAGAAGACAAAGCCAGUGAAGAGGUGUCUGUCGCCACCAAGGAGGAAUCUGAAAGUGAGGCUGGGAAAACAGAUGCAGAUAAGUAGGGCGAGGAGCCUGUUUCCUCAACUUAAAGAGGGACGCGUUUGUUUCAACACCAUACAUAUAUCAGUAUUCCCCUCAAUCUGGCGAGGUCAAUUGUCUGAUCUUGUGUACCGCCUCAGUUAUAUUCAACAUGGUUUUAAAUGCAUUGGUUUGUGCUUUUAUGGGUGGGAACGGUGUGUGGAUUUGUCAGUCGAUUUGUCAGUCUUGGUCAAAAUCUGGGUCCUGUUUGCAUGUGGUGAUUGUGUUUUGCUGAUUCAAGGUUUUUCCCCCCCUCAAUAUUUUGCUUAUUUUUACAUGGUGCACGUUGCUUGUCAAGUCAUUGCUUAUGAGGGUGUUUCCUGCAUCAAACACUAGAUUGGUUAUUAAAGGAGUAUUUCUUGGGAUAUAUAACUUUUGAUUUGUUUCAUUUUUU
This is a messenger RNA of Camellia sinensis, 1174 nucleotides long. Its product is annotated as ran-binding protein 1 homolog a. NCBI's taxonomy places the organism in Eukaryota, Viridiplantae, Streptophyta, Magnoliopsida, Ericales, Theaceae. Gene Ontology annotation, cellular component: nuclear pore; cytoplasm. Gene Ontology annotation, biological process: nucleocytoplasmic transport. The record is from RefSeq and is a predicted model, not a curated record. Gene Ontology annotation, molecular function: GTPase activator activity.